CUGCAAGCAACUUCUAUUUGAUAGUUAAAUCGUAGGUUAGAAAGAAAAUGUAACUUUUCGUUUGUGUCAAAAUUUGCAUAAUGUGCUCAAGUAAAAUACUGCAUUUAUUGCUUUCCCCGCUUGCGAAUGGCUUGUGAGAAUUGCCUCUGCGAAGCAAAGAGCGAAGAUCAUGUCAACGGAAGAAGAAGUGACUAAUAAUUGCGUUUGUAAUGGUGGUCAAAUUAUUGCCGAAUCUUUGACAUUGGUCUUUAAGGUACCGGUCAUAAUAAAACCUAAUUAUGGCGACAGCUGUGAUUCCAAAAAUGUGGUGGCUUCCUCGGGGUGCAUGAUAGUGGUCUCCAACCGGUUACCUUUCGUUCUGCAACGUAACAAGGAUGGAAAUCUCAUAAGGAAAGCUAGUGCUGGAGGUUUAGUGACGGCUGUGGCUCCUGUGGUGAUAAAUGGAGGCGGUUUGUGGGUGGGAUGGCCAGGCAUACAUUUGGAUGAUCCCAACGAGCCGAUACCUGAAUCUGAUCCGAACGAUAUAACACCUACGGCCGGUCUCAAAUCGGAGAAAGUAGUCGCCGUCCAAAUAGACAAACAAAUAUUCGAUUCGUAUUACAAUGGCUGUUGCAACGCCACAUUUUGGCCGUUGUUUCACUCGAUGCCCGACAGAGCCACUUUCAAAGGGGAACAUUGGAAUUCCUACAUUAAGGCCAACAAGGAGUUCGCAGAAUGCACGAUCAAAGCUCUGCAAUCGCUGCCAAAGAAUAACAACGAGGUUCCCUUGAUUUGGGUUCACGAUUACCAUCUCAUGUUGGCAGCUAAUUGGAUUCGACAGGCAGCAGACGAGCAAGAAAUGAAAUGCAAAUUGGGCUUCUUCCUGCACAUUCCUUUCCCUCCGUGGGACAUAUUCAGGCUGUUCCCGUGGGCCGAUGAGAUCCUACAGGGUAUGCUCGGUUGCGAUCUCGUCGGUUUCCACAUAUCCGACUACUGUCUCAAUUUCGUCGACUGUUGCCAACGGAGCCUCGGUUGUCGCGUGGACAGGAAGAACCUGCUGGUCGAGCACGGUGGCAGAACCGUCCGAGUUCGACCCCUACCCAUCGGCAUACCCUUCGAAAGAUUCGUGGAAUUGGCGGAGAAAGCCCCCAGAGUGAUAUCGACGAACCAGAAGAUCAUCCUCGGCGUCGACAGGUUAGAUUACACCAAGGGCUUGGUGCACAGGCUGAAGGCCUUCGAAAAACUGCUCGAAAACCAUCCGGAACAUUUAGAGAAAAUAUCGCUGUUUCAAAUCUCCGUACCCUCCAGGACCGACGUCAAGGAGUAUCAGGACUUGAAGGAAGAAAUGGAUCAAUUGGUCGGCAGGAUAAAUGGAAGAUUUACCACUGCAAAUUGGUCGCCAAUAAGGUACAUAUACGGUUGCGUCAGCCAGGACGAAUUGGCGGCCUUCUACAGAGACGCCGCGGUAGGUUUAGUCACUCCGCUGAGGGACGGUAUGAACCUAGUUGCCAAAGAAUUCGUCGCCUGUCAGAUAAACGUACCGCCCGGCGUACUGAUCGUCUCGCCAUUCGCCGGCGCAGGGGAGACCAUGCACGAGGCGCUCAUCUGCAACCCCUACGAAAUCGACGGCGCCUCCGAGGUCAUCCACAGGGCGCUGACGAUGCCCGAGGACGAGAGAAUACUCCGCAUGAACUAUCUACGAAGGCGCGAGAAACUGAACGACGUCAACUAUUGGACCAAGUCCUUCUUAUCCGCCAUGGGGUCGCUGAUGUCGCAGGAGGAUCACGACGACGUGGGCUCCAUCACGAUGCCCGCCGUCACUUUGGAGGACUUCGAUGAAUAUUUAUCCAAAUAUAUUGGAAACACUCACAAAUUAGCUCUACUUUUAGAUUACGACGGUACUUUAGCUCCUAUUGCACCCCAUCCUGAUCUAGCUAUAAUCCCGGCAGAAACGAAGAACGUCCUGCAGAGGCUCUCGAGGGUUUCGGACUGCUACAUAGCCAUCGUAAGCGGUCGUAACGUUAACAACGUAAAAGACAUGGUGGGAAUCGAGGGCAUCACGUACGCCGGAAACCACGGUUUGGAAAUCAUGCAUCCUGACGGCACCAAAUUCGUCCAUCCCAUGCCGACCGAAUUCCACGACAAAGCCGGCGAUCUGAUGCGACAAUUGCAAGAAAAAGUGUGCAGAGACGGCGCUUGGGUGGAGAAUAAAGGCGCCAUGCUGACCUUCCAUUUCAGAGAAACCCCUGCGAAUUUAAGACCAGAUUUAGAGAAGCAAGCCGUCGCUUUGAUCAAACAAGCUGGCUUUAUAGCAGAUACAUCGCAUCUGGCUAUAGAGGCCAGGCCUCCGGUCGAGUGGAACAAAGGCAGAGCUUCCAUCUACAUCCUCAGAACGGCUUUCGGCGUCGAUUGGAGCGAAAGGAUCAGGAUUAUAUACGUCGGUGACGAUCAAACCGACGAAGACGCCAUGCUGGCUUUGAAAGGUAUGGCGGCGACUUUCAGGGUGACGACGUCGCAAAUCACGAAGACUUCCGCAGAACGACGGCUUCCAUCGACGGACGCCGUAUUGACGAUGCUGAAGUGGGUGGAAAGGCACCUGGGCAGGAGGAAGCCGAGCCUGGACCCGAGCCCGCUGAGGAGAGGUUCGGCUCAAAUUAUGCAGAAUAUACAGAUGGAGAUGACCAUGCAAAAUUGCCACGACAAUGAGGAUAAGUAAAGUAAAAUGUAACCAAAUUAUUGUGAUGUUCUGUGUACAUAUAUACGAUUGAGAUCGGCGAGGAGGAUCUCAUGAUUAUUCCUGUUAUUUUCUGGUAUUAAAACGUCAGUAUGUUCAAAAUUCGAUGAUUUUUAUCUAAUAUUAAAUUAGCGUAGUUUAAUAUUAUUUCUUCUGUUAGUUUGUAAGAUGCGAAAAUCAUCGAAUUUUGUAUACGCGCGGUUUUUUUUCCAUUUACAACUGAGAAAGUAACAGUUCUUUUAUAAAUAUUGUGAUUAUUUAGUUAUUGACUAUUUGAAGAAUUUUAUAAGCUUUAUCAAAAUAUCAGUACGCUGUUAUACAGUAAAUUUGUUGUGAUGAUUUGAAUUGAUGAUAUUUUUAUUGCAAAUAUAUUUUUAUUAUCGAUGCGAUCGUUUUAUGUUGUUGCACAAAAAACAGGUGAGUUUGAAGUUCUUAAUAACAAUUAGAUUGUCAGGAAGCUGUGAUGUUAUUAUACAAAAUCAUUUAUUUAAUGUAAAAAGCUUUUCUGAACUUAUUAAAAUUUUGUUUAGUAACUACUUAGUUGUACAGUAUUUUUGAAAUUUAUAACGUUUUUUGCGUAUUGGGUUGGAAAUGCUGAAAUUUUUAAUACCAGAGAACUUAUUUAAAUUAAAAAUUAUUGAUUAGUUUUUUACACAGACUGAUCUGCGAAUUCACUAUGUAAGUAAAAUAAUUAUUCUCAACACCAAAACCUUGCCAAGAAAUUUUUAUAUGUUGUACUAGGUGUAUUAUUUAAAAAAUAAUCGGUUUGUUUAAGAAUCUUUUUUUUUAAUAACAUUCGAAAAAUUGAUGGAGUUAAUAUAUUUUUAUAGGGAAUACCUAGUUCCAUAUUUUCUUUUUUUAUAAAUUAUAUGAAUCUGUAGCGUAAUAAAAAUAUAUAAAUACAACGCCUGUUUCCUUAAAAUAUUUUGUCGUCGAGGAAUGAGACCAUUUCACAAUAAAAAUAUUUAUUUUCAACAAUUCAAAAUAACAAGUAGAUACAGGGUGUACCAGAAAUAAACAAUUUAAUAGGUGUUGGAAUGUAUUUGAAAAACUUUGUUAUUUCAAAUUUGUUACUAGUUUAAAUUGACGCAUAUUUAUCUAGUACACACUGUAUAUUACAAAUUAUAUACACAUUAUAUACAAGGUGUAUACUGUAACUGAUAAAUUUUUUCUUUGUAAACAAUAAAAAAUAUAUUUAGGUACUACAUUUUAUGUAAAAUUAAUAAGAAGCAUUCUUACAAAUAGACGCUCGUUUAUCUACUUAUGACAUAUUAGUUAGGACCACAUUUACCAAUAAAAAGUUCUAUAUCUAUGUUUUAUUCCUAUUACUAGUUAUUUUCUUUUCGCUAUAUCAAAUAUAUCUGAAAUAAUUCAUGAUAAGUAGGUACGUAGGUACACCUUGUAUAUUGUAAAUAAUUUACAUAAAUAUACUAAUUUUGUAAUUCAAGUAAAACGGGUAACAAAAUUUUAAACACUUAUAGUACAAGCAGUGAGGAAGUACGGCCCUGUCUCGAAUUAUACCCAAACAACAAUGUGCUUUUUUACACUUAUGCCCGUUUCACCAACGACAAAUAAAUCUAUAAGUAGUUAUUCGAUGAAUAACUUUUAAACUCCAGUUAAAUAUUUUGACGUUUCACCAACAAUUUUUAUCUUUAGUUAGCUAUUUAACAGUUUAACAUAACAAAUAUUUCUGACAAACCAACCUUUCGAAUUCAAAUCUUUUC
Messenger RNA from Phyllotreta striolata, 4437 nucleotides. Lineage: Eukaryota; Metazoa; Arthropoda; Insecta; Coleoptera; Chrysomelidae. The record is from the annotation of a GenBank genome assembly.